AUGCUCUCCUUAACCGCUUUCCCCUGCCAUCUCCUCCAUCACCGAUCCCUAACCCUAAUCAGAUGCAAUCCAGAAAACGGCACCGACCUCAGCCCACCGCAGCAAAUCCGGCCGCCGGAAUCAGUAGAAAUCCGAUUCAAACGCGGCUCGAGACGGAGGCGAAGGCAGGAGGAGGAAGGCGGCGGCGGCGUUAAAAAAGCGGUUGAAAAGCAGCCCAAGGAUUGGGAUUCGAUGAGCUUGAGUGAGAAGGCGAUGGAGCUGUACGUAGGCGAAAAAGGUCUGCUGUUUUGGCUCAACAAAUUUGCUUAUGCUUCCAUCUUCAUCGUGAUUGGUGGAUGGAUUCUGUUCCGAUUUGUGGGGCCCUCUUUGAACUUGUACCAGCUCGACGCUCCUCCAUUGCCCCCUUCUGCAAUGCUCAAGUCGUAA
Molecule: messenger RNA, 426 nt
Organism: Salvia splendens (bonfire salvia)
Lineage: Eukaryota; Viridiplantae; Streptophyta; Magnoliopsida; Lamiales; Lamiaceae
Exons: 1
Coding region: 1-426 (141 amino acids)
Cellular component (GO): chloroplast
Source: RefSeq, a predicted model, not a curated record